Epinephelus lanceolatus (giant grouper) is the source of this 2176-nucleotide messenger RNA. Its product is annotated as GTPase IMAP family member 9-like. Gene Ontology annotation, molecular function: GTP binding. The record is from RefSeq and is a predicted model, not a curated record. Lineage: Eukaryota; Metazoa; Chordata; Actinopteri; Perciformes; Serranidae.
GACACCAACAGCAACAAGACACCACAGAUCAACUGCUUUUAAAAGACAAAGAUGGACAGCAGACUUCCACCACCUGAGUCAGAGGAGCCAGAGCUGAGGAUCGUGCUCGUUGGAAAGACUGGAGUUGGAAAGACUUCAACCAUGAAUACCCUCCUGGGGAGACCUGGUAUGACUAAGUCAUCGGCUUCCUCGCAGACAACAGAGUGCAUAAUAGAGGAAGGAGAGUUUGAUGGACGAAAACUGGUUGUUAUCGAUACUCCAGGUGUGAUGAACACCAAAAGAACACGAGAUCAGGUGAAGGAAGACAUUGUGAAAUGCAUCACAUAUGCUGCUCCUGGUCCUCAUGUGUUCCUGUUUGUGUUGAAGCCAGAAGCUUUCACAACAUAUGAUAAAGGUGUAGUGGAAAUCAUUCAGAGGAUUUUUGGUAAAGAGUCCAAAAAUUAUACUUUGGCCUUGUUCACCUGCAGAGAUGAAGGUGAACUUGAUGACGAAGACAUACAGGGAAGUUUCAUCAGUAAAAACGUUGUGGGACACCAUUCUUUCGACAAUACAGGCAAGAGGCCCACCAACCAAGUGGCUGAGCUACUGGAGAAGAUUGACAAAAUGGUUGAAAAAAACAACAGAGGGCAUUACACCAACAAAAUGUUCAAAAUGGCACAGAAAGUCAAAGACCAGGAAAUAAAGACAGUACAACCUAAUGGCAUGACAGCACAAGAUAUUGUGCGUGAAACCGCUACUGCUAUUUUGACUGGGACCGUGGGCGAGCCUUUGGGAGGUUUGGUGCUGGAUGCCGUUGAAUAUGUGACAAGGAAAGUUUUUGAAUUCAUCACAUGGUGAAUCACACGGUCCAUAAUAUGCUGAAGAUUCACCAACAUUGAGAAAAAAAAAAGGAAUAGGGAAAUCAUAGUGGUAGAGAGGUGUUAUAUUUUUUACAGAGAGAAUUAUCAUAUGUACAUUUUUCUAAAGGCUACUCAUUGUAUGUUGUGAUACAUGGAGCGUGAUUUAAAACUACUGAUUGUGUAAUUUGAAUGCUUAGAAUUCAACAAAGAUGCUGCAGACAAGAGACCAACAGCUCAUGAAGUCUUCUGUCCCUGGAGUUAUUCUAGUAAUCAACAGGAGUAAAACUCACUGUAUACUUACAUAAGUAGGUGAAAUUUAAAAUAAUUGACAUGUUGCGGAGUAAUGCCUUAACACCAAUGGGAAGUUGUGCUUUUACAAUGUUCUAUCUUUCUUUCAGCAUUAUUACUAUGGUUAGUGGGGAAACCUAACUGUACAUAAUGACAUCCAGCUGUGUAUUAGUAUAAAUUACCUUGAUAUAAUGUGCAACACCAAAUACAAUUUGAAGGAAACAUAAUAUCACCCAGAAAGGAAACAUGUUUUUAAAUGAUUAUUAAAAUGUUGACUGACAAUGUAUUUAAUUAGUUUUCCUAAGAUAUUGGUUCAGGUUAGAGAAAGAAAGAUUGUUAUCUUGUUAAAUAUGUUUUAUGUUGUCUAAACUUAACUUCACAACUCCAACUGGGAGAAACAUUUUCAGUUAACAAAAUCCAGGCAGAAAUUGUGUUCCUUUCAAAGUGUAUUUGGCAAAAGCUUUUGGUAGGAGACAGGAUUGUGACAUCACUGGAAAGUACAUGUAAAUACAUAUCAGAUGUGUUUGUUACCCUAACCCUGAGUGAGAGGACGUUCCUGCAGUAGUUCCUGCCCCCAAAAAGUAACAGGAACUUCUUCAGUGGAAACGGGCCUAUUACUUCAGACGCUCAGUGCUAGUGGGACCUCAAUGGUUAAACAUGAUUUUAAACAACUGAUGAAUGUGCUGUUAUCACAACUACAAACCCACCCAGUCUCUGGUGAGAUUAAAAUGAAUAUAUACGAAGGCCAUGUAUCUACUGCAUGCAAGCUGUAAAGUUGGCUUCAUCUGCUUUCAAAGUGUAUGCCAGUUUGAUCUUUUGCACAUGUACAUGUGAACGUGCUUAUCCUUUUAUGUGUACAAUGAGAAUGAGCUGAGGUUUUGACAGUUUCCAAAUUACCACUUAAAAUUUAGACUAAUCCUUCACUGACAUAAAACACCAUUGUGUGAUAUCACGGUGUAGUCUCAGACUAUAACUGUAGUUUCAAUGUGGCUGGAAACAUUUGUUGCAUGUCAUCCACCCACCCUUUGUUCCCAUGUGUCCUGUUGUCU